GCUUUACAGCUCAACUCCAUCCAUACCCUUCUCUUUUGACACUUGAUACCAUUUACCAUAGUGAUGUGUCAGCAAUGACUCAUGACAUGAUGUCAAUGACAUCUUGUAGAACACAAAGUUGUGUACUAAGGAUGCACUGGUGAGGACUGAAGAGGGGGAGACCUGCAGUCGCUACUUAAACUGAGAGACGAUCAGUCGAUCAGUCUACGGGCAGACAGACAACAGUGCAACAAGACGUUUCGAGUCACAUUAAUGCAUUUUUUUUUAGGAAUGAACAGGCGACGGUUAUCUAUCUGAAUAUAUCAAGUGUUCACACCUGUGCGAGUUUUGAUGAAGUUUGGAUGAAGAUGACGAACAGCGCGUUGACGAAGAUCUUUUCCAGGAGGGAAAAGCGCAGAGCUUCCUAAGCAACGAAUGCACGUUUAAGACUUUAUUUCAGCGGUAUUUAGUGGACAGAUACGCAACUGUGCAAAAUGCUAAGAGUGCGUAGAAGUUUCUGGGUGCUUUUAAGUUUGCUUCUGUCUGUCUGGAUAGAAGGAGCGAGCAGCUUCCCUGUGAGACACCAGAGAUCCAGACACGGCUUCUCCGGAGAGACACAUCCACGCACAUCUUUGAGAGAGACGACCAUUAGCAACGACCAUAACCUCCUGCACCAGCAGAACCAGGUCCAGAGUGAUUUGCCAGACUCACAUCCCCACCAACACAGGUGGCUCCAGCAUCGCUCUACGGGUGUCCUGCCACAGCCUGAGCCUGAGGAAGAAACAAAACCCUUUGUUCUAGACCUCAAAAACUUUCCAGAACUGGCAAAUGCUGACAUUGGCUCCCAAAACCCAAACAUUCAGGUGACCAUCGAGGUGUUGGAUGACCUCCCUAUGGAAGUGGAGAGGGAUAAAGAAUGGAGCAAUGACUGGCCCACAUCUUCUCCCUCCUCUACUGUAGAAUGGCUAGGUGGCAAGAAGCUCUUCUGGCCUUUAUUUUGGGGCUACACGGAUGCAGAUUCAGGGGACGAUGGUACUGGCCAAGCAGUGGAGGAUGAGGACGACUACGCAUUGGAGUAUGACAGUGGGGAGCCCCUCCCUAGCGGUCUGGGCAAGACAGAUGGCAAUUGGGAAAGCCCAUGGACUCAAAGUCAUUAUGAAGAAGCAGAGGACGAGUGGAGCGCAUGGAGUCCCUGUAGUGUCACUUGUGGCCACGGCAAUCAGACUCGCUCACGUUCAUGUGGAGAUUUCUGCACAUCCACUGAGUCCCAGAGCUGUGACCUUGCCCCAUGCCCAGAUGAUUGGAACAGUGUGGCUCAUGUCUUUCCAUUCGAGAUGGAGAAUGGUACAGAACCCUUUGGCACUGAUGUUGACAGCUGUGAAAAGUGGUUAAAUUGCAAGAGUGACUUUCUUCAGCGUUACCUGCAGCAGGUAUUGACAGAAUUACCCAGCUGCCCGUGCACCUUUCCUUCAGAAGCCUCCAACAACAUCGUCAGUCUGCUGGAUGCAGAGCACGACCGAACCUUCCAGUGGAGGGAUGCUAGCGGCCCACAGGAACGAUUGGACAUCUACAAGCCCUCGGCACAGUCCUGCCUGCGUUCCGGCCUAUCUAAAGAUGGCACCACUCUGGCUGCCCAGCAUUGUUGCUAUGAUGAUAACAAGCAUCUAAUUACAAGGGGCAAGGGGGCAGGAACCCCCAACCUAAUAAGCACCGAGUUCUCUCCAGAGCUGCAUUUCAAGGUGGACGUAAUGCCUUGGAUACUGUGCAAAGGAGACUGGAGCAGGUUUCAUGCAGUCCGCCCACCCAAUAAUGGCCUCCAUUGCACGGAGAACCCCCAACAGGAUAUUUUCAUGAAUGAAUUGGAGGAGGCCAGAGAAUAUUAAAUCACCAAAUUACCAUCCGUCCUCUGACUCACCAUCCUGCUGUGGUGCUUAACCCUAUUAAAAUAAGCAAAUGAAUAAAAACCCCGGCCAGCCGCAUUAAGUGUGCAGUAUAGACCCAGUCUUGUGUUGUGGAACGCAUUGCCGUAACUGUGUUCGCAAAGCCUCUAGCUUUUCUUAUGUUUGGAACAUUGUGGAAAAUGAAUGGAAUGAUUAAUACAGCAUAUUUGUUGUACGACCGUUGUUGCUGCUGCUGCGAUCACAUACAGUGGGGUGCAAACUUCUGACAAUACUAGUGAAAAAGAAGGGUUUUUAUGAUUUAAUAUAGCUUUAAUACAAAUUAUAUGAUCAGAAUUGAUUAGUAUUCCUUUUAUUUGAACAACAGCAGAACUCAAGCUGACAUGAGAUCCACAUUUGUGCAAAACCUGAUGAUCAUGUGAUCCAGCAUGAUUUGAGAACGUUCCAAAGAGCAUCCCAUUGUACAAUAAAAGUUGCUCAUGUGGUCAAUGUCAUUUGGUUAGUAUAGAACUAUAUUAUUCAUCUUAAUGUAAAAUUAUGAUUUGUUUUAACAGGAACAUAUAAUCCUAAUAGAUUUUGAACCCUACAUAUGACCUUUGGACCCCACUGUUUUACGUCGAUAUAAGUGCCAUCCAAUGUAAAAUGGGCACAAUUUCACUGCCAACUCAGGGGAAAUCUUUCCAUAACAACCAGUGUUCAUUUAGUUCUUCAAUAGACCUUAUUCAGAGCAGCGCCAUGACAGGUAUGAAAGUGAGGCUGUGAGGGAUAGACUUACCGUGUUUCCAA
Messenger RNA from Pimephales promelas (fathead minnow), 2663 nucleotides. It is a transcript of the gene ism2b, whose product is annotated as isthmin 2b. Lineage: Eukaryota; Metazoa; Chordata; Actinopteri; Cypriniformes; Leuciscidae. The record is from RefSeq and is a predicted model, not a curated record.